UGUGUAGCCAUUCCUGAUUUGGUCGAGUGACAGCAAGUACAAAACCUUGGGGUUUUAUUUAUUUUCUUUUUUCUUCUGUUUCUUCACGCUCUUAUUUUUUAAACCCUCCCCCCUCUCUAUUUUUUUUUUCUUGUUGUUUUGCUUCGACAGAGCUUGCACUAAGUAAAAAUAAUAAAUUAUAAUGCUGUCUUCAAACAACUUUAUCAGAGCUGCUAAGGCUUUCGCCCCUGCCGUUAGAACUCACGUUCCUGCACGUACCUAUGCUCAAGCUGGUGCCAACUGGGCUUCUCAAAAGGUUGCCAUGUCUGUUCUUGAACAAGACAAGUUCAUCAACUACCAAAGAAUCGAGGAUAACCUUGAGAUCGUUCGUAAGAGAUUAAACCGUCCUUUGACUCUUUCCGAAAAGGUUGUUUAUGGUCAUUUAGAUGAUGCUCACAACCAAGAUAUUGUCCGUGGUCAAUCUUACCUUAAGCUUCGUCCUGAUCGUGUUGCUUGUCAAGAUGCUACCGCUCAAAUGGCUCUUUUGCAAUUCAUGUCUGCUGGUAUCCCCACUGUUGCUGUCCCCUCCACCGUUCAUUGUGAUCAUUUAAUUGAAGCUCAAGUUGGUGGUGUUAAGGAUUUAGCUCGUGCUAUCGAUAUCAACAAGGAAGUUUAUGAUUUCUUAGCUACCUCCACUGCCAAGUUCGGUCUUGGUUUCUGGAGACCUGGAUCUGGUAUUAUUCAUCAAAUCAUUCUUGAAAACUAUGCCUUCCCCGGUGGUCUUAUGAUCGGUACUGAUUCUCAUACUCCUAACGCUGGUGGUCUUGGUAUGGUUGCUGUCGGUGUCGGUGGUGCUGAUGCUGUCGAUGUCAUGGCUGGUAUCCCUUGGGAACUCAAGUGUCCUAAGGCUAUUGGUGUUAAGCUCACUGGUAAGCUCAACGGCUGGACCUCUCCUAAGGAUAUCAUUCUUAAGGUUGCUGGUAUCUUGACUGUCAAGGGUGGUACUGGUGCCAUUGUUGAGUACUUCGGUGAAGGUGUUGACUCCAUCUCUUGUACUGGUAUGGCUACCAUCUGUAACAUGGGUGCCGAAAUUGGUGCUACUACUUCCAUGUUCCCUUACAACGAACGUAUGGGUGAUUAUCUCCGUGCUACUAACCGUGGUGAGAUCGCCAACUAUGCUAAGCAAUUCGGCCACAACCUCCGUGCCGAUCACGAUGCCAAGUACGAUGAAGUUGUUGAAAUUGAUCUUAACACUCUCGAGCCUUAUAUCAACGGUCCUUUCACUCCUGAUCUUGCUACUCCUCUCUCCAAGUUCAAGGAAACUGCCAUCAAGAAUGACUGGCCUCAAGAGCUUAAGGUUGGUUUGAUCGGUUCUUGUACCAACUCUUCUUAUGAAGAUAUGGCCCGUUCCGCUUCUCUUGUCCAACAAGCCACCGAUCAUGGUGUCAAGGUCAAGGCCAAGUAUACUAUUACCCCCGGUUCUGAACAAAUUCGUGCUACCAUCGAGCGUGACGGUAUUAUGGAUACUCUCACCAACGCUGGUGGUGUUGUCCUUGCUAACGCUUGUGGUCCUUGUAUCGGUCAAUGGGAUCGUCAAGAUAUCAAGAAGGGAGACAAGAACUCCAUCAUUACCUCUUAUAACCGUAACUUCACUGGUCGUAACGAUGCUAACCCUCAAACUCAUGCUUUCGUCGCCUCUCCCGAGAUCGUCACUGCUUUGACCAUUGCUGGUGAUAUGCACUUCAACCCCAUUACCGAUUCUCUCAUCGGUGCUGAUGGUAAGCCUUACAAGCUCGCUGCUCCCAACGGUAACGAACUCCCUCCCCGUGGUUAUGAUGCCGGUGAGAACACUUACCAAGAGCCCCCUGCUGAUCGUUCCAACGUCAGCGUUGCUGUUGACCCCAAGUCCAACCGUCUCCAACUCUUGAAGCCUUUCGAGAAGUGGGAUGGUAAGGAUAUCACUGAAAUCCCUAUUCUUAUUAAGGUUAAGGGUAAGUGUACUACUGAUCAUAUCUCUAUGGCCGGUCCUUGGUUGAAGUUCCGUGGUCAUUUGGAUAACAUCUCCAACAACUUCUUGAUCGGUGGUCUUAACAUUGCCAACGAAAAGGUCAACUGUGUUGAAAACGCCUUCACUGGUGAAUUCAAGGGUGUCCCCGAUACCGCUCGUGACUACAAGAAGGAUGGUGUCAAGUGGGUUGUUGUCGGUGAUGAGAACUACGGUGAAGGUUCUUCUCGUGAGCAUGCUGCUCUUGAGCCCAGAUUCCUUAACGGUGCUGCCAUCAUUGUCAAGUCUUUCGCUCGUAUUCACGAAACUAACUUGAAGAAGCAAGGUAUGCUUCCUUUGACUUUCACCAACCCUGCCGAUUAUGACAGAGUUGACCCUAAGGAUAAGGUUUCCAUCAUUGGUUUGACCGAAUUCGCUCCUGGUAAGCCUUUGACCAUGCGUCUCACCAAGGCCGAUGGUAAGACCGAAGAUAUCUCUUUGUCUCACACCUUCAACGAGGGUCAAAUUGAAUGGUUCAAGUCUGGUUCCGCUCUUAACCUCAUGAAGGAAAAGUCUGCUGCUGCUUAAAUUCUUUAAUUUUACAAUUAAAGAAAUGAAUUUAUCAAAAUGUAAUUAAUCUAAUAAAAAUGUAUAGAAAAAAAUUCGGAUAAUACAAUAA
Messenger RNA from Mucor mucedo, 2642 nucleotides. Its product is annotated as aconitate hydratase. Gene Ontology annotation, molecular function: aconitate hydratase activity; 4 iron, 4 sulfur cluster binding. The record is from RefSeq and is a predicted model, not a curated record. The transcript has 3 exons. Gene Ontology annotation, biological process: tricarboxylic acid cycle. Bases 182 to 2551 code for a protein of 789 amino acids. Gene Ontology annotation, cellular component: mitochondrion; cytosol. Lineage: Eukaryota; Fungi; Mucoromycota; Mucoromycetes; Mucorales; Mucoraceae.